CAAGACUAAAAAUUCUAUCAAACAAUUGGAAAAAUAAGCAAAGUUCUUUUCUUUAUUAUAAACUAUUGAUCAAUCUAUAAACUAUCAAUCAAAAUUACUUAAUUAAAAGUGCUUCAUAGUGCAUCAAAUUAAAAAUAAUCAGUGCUAAUUAUUAUAAAACUCUUGAAAUUAAACAGAGAGCUUAGCAUUUGAUUAGGCCGGAUUUCGAUUUGGUUUCGCCGGUUUUCGGACGCAUUAUGCUUACGGACAUUGGCAACAGUGGAGCGAAUGGUAACGGGAACUGCAGCCAUAAUGUUGGCAAUGGUCAUGGCCUAGUCAGUGGCAUCAACUCGAGUGGCUCCUCCAGCGGAAUUGGCAGCGCUAGUAGCGAGAAGUUGGCAGUGCGUAACGAUGAGGCCAAUACCGAGCAGGGCGGUAAUUCCAAGGAUGGUGAUGGCGAUGACGAUGACGAUGAUGAUGAUGACGAUGAUGAUAAUGAUGGUCAUGAUGAUGAUGUUAAUGAAGAUGAUGAUGCGGAUGAAACUACGGCGGAAUCUCCUCUGCUACCCCUAAAAGAUAUAGAGUCGUCGUCCCCUCGAGUACCUAGCUCCUCGCACAUAUCAGUCACCAAUCGGUCACCCCAACCCGCUCAAUACACCUCCCUCACAGGUGACCCAGACGCAUCACCCACGCACCAACCCACGACACCCACUUCCACGCCCAACAAGUGUCGCAGGCGUAGCUCUCUUAGCAGUCCUCCAACUUCCUCGCCCGAAGACAGAGAGCCUCCUCCAUUAGAAACAAACAACAACAAGGGGGAUUUCUAUUCGCACUUGUCCAACGGCACCACCCCCAGCCACGACAAGCACAACCCGGAGGAAUUCCAGCUAUAUCCCAACGACACCUUCACCCGAUUAGAGGGUAAAGCCCCGAAGCCACAAAACAAGAUGCAGACCAAGGUGGAUGCGGUAGGCCGCAUCACUGGCCCGUGGGGCAAGUGGCAGCUGCGAACAGUGCUGCUAAUCUUUCUCUGCAAGAUCCCCUCGUCCUGGUUCAUGGCCUGUAUUAUUUUCACGGCCCCAGCUCCGCGCCAUGGAGAAUUCUUCUGCAAGCCGCCGAACACGGUGGGUGCCCAAAACCAGACCGCAUGGAUAAAGGUGUCACAUCCCCAGAAGGAAGAAACCGAGGAUCAAGAGUUCUCCAUCGACUUCUGUAAUGUGUAUCAGGAUGCGCAGGAGCACGCCCAUCACUACUACAACUACGCCAACAGCGACCAGGAGCCGAGGGUGUGGGAGAAGCCGCUGAACCGCAGCUCUAAUCUGAUCCCCUGCACGGAGUUCCAGCACCAGGCCGACUUCCACUCCGUCGUCACCCAGUAUGACCUCGUGUGCUCGCGUGACAUUCUCGUCUCGGUGACACAGUUCUUCCAUCUGUUUGGUGUCCUGACUGGUGGCAUCCUAGCCAAUCAUUUGCUGAAAUAUUUUAGUCCCAAGAAUGUUAUGCUUUUUGGAAUGAUAACUCAGAUAUUCUGCGGAAAUCUUACGGGCCAUGUGGCAUCCUACGAACUGCACGUAUUCUUCCGUUGUCUCUCAGCCGUUUGCUGUGCUCAGAUGUACACCGCCGGAGGACAAAUUAUGGCUGACAUAACUGGAGGAAAGUAUCGUACUUGCGUGUCGACGUUGUUCGAGCAGUUCUGGUCUAUUGGCGUUAUGAUGCUUCCUGGGCUGGCUAGCUUCUUUUCCAGCUGGUCCCACCUCUACAUGGCCAUCUCCUGGCCAACUGUGAUACUUAUCUAUCUGUGGCAGUGGAUUCCGGAUUCUCCCCGCUGGCUCAUAGCUCGAGGUCGAGUCCAAGAUGCCAAGAAAAUCCUGCUGCAGUGCGCCGAGAUGAACGGCACGCGACACAGCCUGCCGACUGACAUCGAUCAGCAGCUGGAGCUCCAGGCUCAGACCGCAAUGGACGCUCCUCCGCCCAGCGGCUGGUGGUCGAUGUGGAAGGGAGAACGGGCGGUGCGACACAUAAUAUGUGUGCACCUGGCCUGGUCGCUCUACAUCGUUGUCUACUACGGAAUGCUGCUCAACAUCCGGGCCUUUAGCCGGGAGCACCUCUACAUCAACACCUUCGUAGCCGGUUUCAGCGAAAUGAUGGGCACCUUCUUCGGCCUGUUCCUGAUCCUGAAGACCACCAGAAAGUGGGUAUGGACGGGACUCUUCAACAUAAUUGCUGGAUGCAUCGCCUACUGCGGAUGGCUAGUUCCGAAAGCCGGAGUAAUUCCCAUUGAUGCUCGGGUGGCCCUGCUAAUGUGCUCCGCUAUGGUUUCCAAAAUGGCCAUUUCCACUACGCUCAGUAUACUCACCACCUGCACUGUUGAAUUGGUUUCAGAUGACAAGAAGAAAAUAACUUCCUUCUCUACAAUAUGCUGGGCUCGUUUUUGGCUCCUGGGAGCUCCAUUUAUUGGCUCCACUGUCAUCUUUGGCCAGCUCAUUCCCCAGACAGCUUUUGCUUCUCUGGCCAUUUGGGGUGGCUUGUGCACCGUCCUGAUCAGCAGUCCUCGGACUCAUCCCAUCUCUAGACCCGCUUCACCCGUCGCCCAGGGUACUCAGAACAUGGCAUCGCAAUUUACCAUCAUCGACGGCAUGGACAACAAGGGCUAUACCCCAAGCUCCAAGCCGAUCUACGCGAAUAACCCCAUAAGGAAACUGACCACGCCGCAAUCAAAUCUACCUCCUCAAUUGAUGCCCGGCAUUUGGACGACCAAGAUCGACGAGGAUGGCCCACCAAUGUGAUCUGCUCCAGGUUAGGGUUCCGUAAUGCGAUCAGCUGUUUUGUACAACAACUUUGUGUGAAGGGAGGUUUUUUUGAAUGAUAUCCCUUUUCGGGUGCAGAUUUUCUAUUUGGUUCAUAUAAGGCCCGUUUUUGAUCCUAUAAGAUCUGUAGGAUUUGUAUAUUAAUGCUCGUAUAGCCUUUUUUAACUCUUCGAAAAUGUCUUGAAGGUAAAAAUUGGGCAGGUGGCUAGUGAAAAAAGGCAGCUGUUCAAAAUUAAGGCUUUUCAGAGCAGAUCCUGAGUAAUGGUUUUGAUCAGUUUGGUGGCGCUGUGACUUGUGAACUACAGUCUACAACUUUGAUAUACAAUUUAUGUACUUAUAGCCUUUUAACUACUUUAGGAGCAUCUCCAUUUGUAACGCGCACUAGCAAACUUUUUGAUGCUGAAAGUCUAUCGAGUCCUUGCACUUGCAGUCCUCUAUACGUCAGACCCAAUAUCGGAAAGCUCAAGUAACUACAAUUUUAUGAAAACCAAAAACAAACAAUCUUAACUUUUACUCUAAGUAGACAAACUUCUUAGCCUAAUGAUCUGAAACAGAAUCCCUUACCAAAAUUCAAUUACCCGGAAAAAGACACUUGCAAAUAAACACCAUAAAAAAGAUUUUCGACAAAAAAAUCAACAUAAAAAUACAAAAAAAAAAAUUUAUUUUGAUUAAAUAUAAGUUUAGGGAUGAGUUUAUUUAGAAGACCAGCAUAGAAGGCCAUAAAGCACUCGAUACUGGGCUAAGAUUCUGUGCAGCCAUAACAAGUAGUCUCGUAAGAUACAAGUAUUUAAAAUGUGGAGCUCGUCCCGAGAUAAGCCCAGUAUUACUAAUAGGCACAAAUGAAUCAAAGCCGAUGCGAAUCGAACCGAAUUAAACCUCACGUAGUCAAACCCAUUUGAUAGGGAAAGAAACGAUGAUCCUUUUAAAGGCCUGGGAUUCCACAUUUAAGUGAUUGUGUUGUAAACACCUGGAGAGAAAUGUAUGAAAAGACAUAUGUAUAAAGUAGUUACACUAUUAAUACAUAAUAUGAAAGUUUUAAUUGUCUUUCUCGAGCUAUUAAUUAGUUAUAAUGCUUCUAGAAAAAUAAUAAUUUUAAAGUACACAUUAGUUACUUUAUUACCGUUAUGUAUUAUGGAUUAGCAACUUAGUUUAAAAUAAAUCAAUUAGUAGUCUUUUUAGAUUUACGUACUUAAAGUCCUAUAUAACCCAUACUUUCAAAGUUAAAUUAUUAUUAAAAAUUAGACUCUAGGAAAAGCGUUUAGCAUCUCGUUGAAUGUUACAAGAUAAUGGUUACUAUAUGAAAAGAAAUGUUAUGCAUGGCAAAGAGCAAUAUUUUUCUAAUAAAGCCUCUUCAAGAAUUAUUUUUAUGUUGACAAA
Messenger RNA from Drosophila ananassae, 4163 nucleotides. RefSeq names its product solute carrier family 22 member 4. Gene Ontology annotation, molecular function: transmembrane transporter activity. The record is from RefSeq and is a predicted model, not a curated record. The transcript is spliced from 5 exons. NCBI's taxonomy places the organism in Eukaryota, Metazoa, Arthropoda, Insecta, Diptera, Drosophilidae. The coding region runs from base 237 to 2765 and encodes 842 amino acids. Gene Ontology annotation, biological process: transmembrane transport.